GCAAGGAACGAAGCCGUCAAGCCGACGCUCCGGUCCGGCUGCUUCACCGAUAUAUUCGAAUUCCCAACGCAUCUUUUCUUGUUUGCUCUUCUCGAAUUCCCGUUUCCGGCAUGGCUACGGCAGCAGCGUCCACCGUCGGAGCCGUCAACCUAGUACCGCCGCGGAGCUCGAAUGCAUUCCCGAGCUCGGCGUUCUUGGGCAGCAGGUUGAAGUGGAGCACCGCAGGCACGAGCCAUGCCAGGAUCUCCGGCGGCACUCUCAGGGUCUUGGCCGCCGAUCUCGACGAGUCCAAGCAGACGGAGAAGGACCGGUGGGGAGGGCUCUACCACGACACCUCCGACGACCAACAGGACAUCACGAGAGGAAAGGGGCUGGUGGAUUCCCUGUUCCAGGCGCCCUCGGGCGACGGCACCCACAUCGCCGUCAUGUUCUCCCAAGAAUACAUCAGCCAAGGCCUCCGCCAGUACAGCCUCGACAACACCAUGGGAGGAUACUACAUCGCCCCUGCCUUCAUGGACAAGCUCGUCGUUCACAUAGCCAAGAACUUCAUGAACUUGCCUAACAUUAAGAUUCCUUUGAUCUUGGGUAUUUGGGGAGGCAAAGGGCAGGGGAAGUCAUUCCAAUGCGAGCUUGUGUUUGCAAAGAUGGGAAUUAAUCCGAUCAUGAUGAGCGCCGGAGAACUGGAAAGCGGCAACGCCGGGGAGCCGGCGAAACUAUUACGUCAGCGUUACCGCGAGGCUGCAGACAUCAUCAAGAAGGGGAAGAUGUGCUGCCUGUUCAUCAACGACCUCGACGCCGGCGCGGGGCGGCUGGGCGGCACCACCCAGUACACGGUGAACAACCAGAUGGUGAACGCGACGCUGAUGAACAUCGCGGACAACCCCACCAACGUGCAGCUGCCGGGGAUGUACAACAAGCAGGAGAACCCGCGUGUCCCCAUCAUCGUCACCGGCAACGACUUCUCCACCCUCUACGCGCCGCUCAUCCGCGACGGCCGAAUGGAGAAGUUCUACUGGGCGCCCACCCGGGAGGACCGCAUCGGCGUCUGCACCGGCAUCUUCCGCACCGACAACGUGCCCAGAGAAGACAUCGUCAAGCUCGUCGACUCCUUCCCUGGCCAAUCUAUCGACUUCUUCGGUGCAGUGCGAGCGAGGGUUUACGAUGACGAGGUCAGGAGAUGGGUGGCAGAGACCGGAGUGGAAACCGUGGGGAAGAAGCUGGUGAACUCGCUGGAAGGGCCGCCGACGUUCGACCAGCCGAAGAUGACUCUCGACAAGCUCAUGGAGUACGGGCAGAUGCUGGUGAAGGAGCAGGAGAACGUGAAGAGGGUGCAGCUGGCCGACAAGUACCUGAGCGAGGCCGCCCUCGGAGACGCCAAUGAGGACGCCAUGAAGACCGGGGAGUUCUACGGGAAAGCGGCGCAGCAGGUGCACAUUCCAGUUCCGGAAGGAUGCACCGAUCCCAUCGCCAAGAACUUCGAUCCGACAGCCAGGAGCGAUGACGGUAGCUGUUUGUACACUGUCUAAAUCUACUCCUGCAGUUCUAUGCACACGUUUUAUUAUUUUAUAUGGCAGUUGCUGCAUUGUUACACAAGUCUCUAUGAAGCUUAAUGUUUGAAGUUUGAACAAUAAAAGCUUUUCGGAUCUUUGACUUA
Molecule: messenger RNA, 1654 nt
Organism: Zingiber officinale
Lineage: Eukaryota; Viridiplantae; Streptophyta; Magnoliopsida; Zingiberales; Zingiberaceae
Product: ribulose bisphosphate carboxylase/oxygenase activase, chloroplastic-like
Exons: 7
Coding region: 111-1526 (471 amino acids)
Cellular component (GO): chloroplast stroma; thylakoid
Molecular function (GO): ATP binding; ATP hydrolysis activity; ribulose-1,5-bisphosphate carboxylase/oxygenase activator activity
Source: RefSeq, a predicted model, not a curated record